Messenger RNA from Aphanomyces astaci, 345 nucleotides. RefSeq lists its product as hypothetical. The transcript has 2 exons. Lineage: Eukaryota; Oomycota; Saprolegniomycetes; Saprolegniales; Verrucalvaceae. Bases 1 to 345 code for a protein of 114 amino acids. The record is from RefSeq and is a predicted model, not a curated record.
AUGCACCACGACAGGCAUGAGCAGCAGCGAACCGACCACCCACUGUCCAAGGCCAACGCGUUGUUAUGGCAAGACGACAAGCUCACGAAAUUGGGCCAGCCAGGGUCGUUGGAUGCGACUGAGCGAGGACAUUACGAAGCACGCGUCAAGCAACUCGAGGUAGCCAUCGACACGAGCUCGGUGCGGGCAAGGUGGUGGCAAGGCGUUACCCCCACCUGCCACAUCGCUACAUACCACCAGUCCACCUCAACGUCCAACUACACGCGGGCGGUGCUGUCCUUCGCCGGGCUCGUGGUGUUUGUGCUGUUUCUCAUCUUGCUCAAUCAAAAAGUUUCCAUGUUUUAA